UUGGCGAGCAAACAUUGAUCCCGACUGGUAACCCUAAGAGAUCCUCAACUCUUGAAUACUGUGUGUGCUAACUUUGUGUGUUCGGCUAAAUAUUUUGGUGUAUAGUUUUGAAUAUCGAAUUAUUCACAUGAGUCGAUGUCAUCUGAUAAGAAAGAAUACCCUGCAGUAGGGGCUUCUGCUCCUUCUGCCCCUACCUACAUUGGAGUACCCAGUGCUUCACCUCAUCAGGUUACCAUGGCCACUCCAUAUCCUGCUUAUCCUGCAUCUGCUUACACAUCUCCCGCUUACUUGCCUUCUUCAGCUCCCACGUAUCUACCCGCAUCAUAUGCUGCUCCUCUGCAACAUCAUCUACCAUAUGGUACAGUAAGUGUUGCGCCAAAUAUCACAGCAUUUGGUGUUCCACCUACAUAUUUGCCUCAGUUAACACAAGUUUACUCUCCCCGCCCUGGAACGGUGUAUGUUCCGGCAGCGGCCACUUACGAUGCUAGUGCACGCUUUGAUGGACAUGCUAUGCCUGUCGUUCCCCCAGUGCCCCCUGGUGUGGCGCCCAAUGCUGCUCAAUUGGCCAUGAUGCAAGGUAAUCCUGUGGUCCUAAGCCAGCAGAAAAACAGUUUUCUGACCGGCGGUAGUGGAGCCGGUUACACAUUCUGGUAGUAGGGACCAAUGCAGUCGGCUAGAAAAGAGAACGGUGACAUCUAGACGAGUGCUCACGACUUUUAGCCAAGCUAUGCAAAAUAUUUGGGGCACAGUUGAUGAGCAGAAGGCAACUUAUAUGCAAGCAUUUUUCUAAGAAGAAAACAAAAAUGAAACCCAUCUACAAGAAUUCUAGACCCUAAUUUGUCUGACCCCAUUUUUUCAUUGUAAAUCAUGCCUGAUUGCAUACGAUAGCAGCUUAAAUUAUAUACAUAUGUAUUUGAAUGUGUAUAUAUAUUUGAGCAGUUUUGUUUAUUUUGUAAACUAAGAACAUAGUUAAAAAAUAAAUGUAAAAAGUAGCUGUCCUUGUAACAAUCAUUUAUUUUUCCAGUAAUAUGUAUCAGAACCUGCAUGGAAAUAAAGGUGCUAUAGCCUUUUCGAGAAAGGUUAUUGAGGUUACUCGAAUAUUUUUUCCAGUAACAAAAGCAACUGCAUUUGUAUUUAUUAUAUUUAUUUAUGUCGUUUUUAAACUUUAUAAUUUUUUACACUAUGAUAGCCUUUUGAUAAUGCUAAAUAUUUUGAUUGAAUUUUAGAUUUUUUACAAAAACUUAAAUGUGAAUAUUUUAUUUAAAACUUUGUAUAAGUUUAGUUGGGUGAAAAAAAAUUCUUAUUGUAAUUAACUGCCUACAGCUGGGUUAUGUGGGGUUUUUUUCUCUCUCUCUCUUGACAAGAGCAGGGCAGCAAAUUUUGUCCUAAUUUUAAAAAAAAAAAAAACUAGCACUAACUUUAUAUAUUUCAAAGAUUUUUUAUUUGACACAGUUACCUUUGUGGUGUCAUUUCUGUUUACAUUUUUAAGAAAUGGUGAGUUAAAUUAUUACUUGGUUAUAUUUAAGAAAAAAAAAUGUAUGUUUUAAACAAAAUUGCAUAAAAGUGAUUUCAAAAUGUUUAGUUAUACUGUCCUUUAAAAAACGGUUUUAUAAACGAGCUUUGGAAUUAAUAAGCAUACGUCAUAAGCUAAUCUAAGUAAGUCAUAAAGUUUUUCAUGGUAAACAUAUUUUUUGGUUUAAUCGAUAAUGAUGUAGGCAGGUAAUUACAAACAAGCGCUAUUAAUACUCAAAGUAUGAAUAUAAUUUAUGCAAACAAAUCUUAAAUAUCAAUUAAGUUUUCACUGAAAUUGAAAUGUUUGUUUUUAUAUUAUUUAAGAGAUUUUGGAUUAAUUCAUGGUAAUGAAGUUAAUUUGUUCUUUUAAAAAAUGUUCCACUGCAAUCAAAACGCAGUUAAUUUGCAGCAUGAAACAUUUUUUGCUUUAAAUUAAAAUACUGAUACUUUACCAGUAUAUAAAAUAUUAAUGCAGUUUAUUUAACUUCUAAUUUAUUUGUUUUCAUUUGUAUAUUGUAUUUCCAUGCAUUUAGCAGCCAAUUCCUCUAAGGAUAAUAUCAACUGCAUCAGAAUUGCAAAGUAAAAGAUUCAAGUUUUUUUUUAGAUUGUAUACUAUAUUUGUUUUGAGUAUUUUUAACCCACAAAUGAGGGAAAGCAAGAUGGAAAAAAAAUCAAAUUGUUAUGUUUACCUUAAAAUUUACUAUAGAAAUUGUUAUUUUGUUAUGUUUUCUAGUGAAAUUGAAAAUAUAUUUCAAAAAAAAAAUUGCAUUUCUGAGCAUAAUAAAAUAGAAUUAAAUUGUUAA
Molecule: messenger RNA, 2315 nt
Organism: Uloborus diversus
Lineage: Eukaryota; Metazoa; Arthropoda; Arachnida; Araneae; Uloboridae
Product: DAZ-associated protein 2-like
Exons: 5
Coding region: 136-654 (172 amino acids)
Source: RefSeq, a predicted model, not a curated record